This is a messenger RNA of Anopheles aquasalis, 1469 nucleotides long. RefSeq names its product oligosaccharide transferase gamma subunit (gene Ostgamma). The record is from RefSeq and is a predicted model, not a curated record. Gene Ontology annotation, cellular component: oligosaccharyltransferase complex. NCBI's taxonomy places the organism in Eukaryota, Metazoa, Arthropoda, Insecta, Diptera, Culicidae.
AUCGUCACGGCAUCCGGGCAGCGCCAGCAAAGCUGUGGAAAAAAGUACUUUUCCUGGAUUCCUUUCGUUUUCUCCGGUGGCCGUGCGUGCGUGUCCACACGAAAUGAAGCUCAUCGUCAACCUAGCCGUGCUGGCCAUCGUGGCACUGUGCCUCUGCCAGUACGUGAACAGUCAGGCAUCGAAAAAUGCCCGAGGCGGCCAACAAUCCUUAUCGGAUAAGGUGCAGCAGCUGCUCGACAUGAACAACAAGCGGCCCGUGAUGCGGUUCAACGGGAACAAGUUCCGGGACUUUGUAAAGUCGGCUCCACGUAACUACUCCGUCGUCGUGAUGUUCACGGCGAUGGCGCCAGCACGGCAGUGCGUGAUCUGCCGGCAUGCGCACGACGAGUACACGAUUGUGGCCAAUUCGUACCGGUACUCGCAGACAUACUCCAAUAAGCUGUUCUUCGCGAUGGUCGACUUUGACGAGGGAUCGGAUGUGUUCCAGCUGCUGCGCCUCAACACGGCCCCGGUCUUUAUCCACUUCCCGGCCAAGGGUAAACCGAAGGCCGCCGAUACCAUGGACAUUCAGCGAGUCGGUGUUUCGGCCGAGGUGAUCGGUAAAUGGAUUCAGGAGCGAACCGAUAUCCAGAUCCGCAUCUUCCGUCCUCCGAACUACUCGGCGACGGCGGCUGUCCUCAUGCUAACGCUCUUCAUCGGCGGCUUCCUGUAUCUUCGCCGGAAUAAUUUGGACUUUCUGUACAACAAGCAAAUGUGGGCGCUGCUUGCCGUCAUUUUCUGCUUCGCAAUGGUUUCCGGCCAAAUGUGGAACCACAUUCGAAGCCCACCGUUUGUACACAAAAGCCAAAACGGUGGCAUUGCGUACGUUCACGGAUCAUCACAGGGCCAGCUGGUGAUCGAAACGUACAUAGUUAUGUUUUUGAAUGCAAUGAUAGUGUUGGGAAUGGUGCUACUUACGGAGGCCGGUUGGCAGAAUGAUAAUCGCAAAAGCAAAGUUACGGCCAUCGUAGGGUUGUUCUUAGUGGUUGUCUUCUUCUCACUCAUUCUUUCCAUAUUCCGUUCCAAAGCUCAAGGCUACCCGUACAGUUUCUUGUUUAAAUAAGCUGCCAGUAAUCUCCAGGCUGUUGUGUUGUUUCGGUUAGAAACGUUGUGCAAUGCCGGGCCGGUCAAAACGUACCCUUAUCCGGAAGCGACAGCGGGCCACGACUUAGUCACGAUAAGCGGAACCUCACGACAACCAACGCUGGAAAUCGAUCCUUGUUUUCCGUUAUCCGUCGCAAUAGCUGUGCAACUGUUGGCAAUGAAAAUCGCUGCCACUAAAAAAAGAAACAUUUAGUGAAAACCGAGCAAAUUACAAACUAUUGACCAUUCCAAUGGAAUGAUGAUCGAUCGAUUGGUUGAUGAUUGGAGUACUGAAGGCUUCACGGUUGAAUAAAGGAUACAUGAGACAAACAAACGGAAUGAACCUA